Messenger RNA from Spea bombifrons (plains spadefoot toad), 1538 nucleotides. RefSeq names its product tumor suppressor 2, mitochondrial calcium regulator (gene TUSC2). The coding region runs from base 232 to 549 and encodes 105 amino acids. Gene Ontology annotation, cellular component: mitochondrion. The record is from RefSeq and is a predicted model, not a curated record. Gene Ontology annotation, biological process: regulation of mitochondrial membrane potential; inflammatory response. Lineage: Eukaryota; Metazoa; Chordata; Amphibia; Anura; Pelobatidae. The transcript has 3 exons.
GCGGAAGUGACGCAGGGUGAAAACGGAGCGUGUUUGACAGCAGAUACCGGGGAUCUGCAGCUUCGUUCAAGGAGACGUCAGGGUGCCCGGUUUGGUGCCGUAAUAAUUGGGGGAGCGGGGAUCUUAUGCGGAACACUCUGUAUAUAGGACACAUUAAGUAAGCGAGCUCGGUGCUGGAGGUCCUGGGAGUUGCGUUUUAUACCAAAAAAUCCCCGGGGAGGGGGGCUCGACAUGGGCGGCAGCAGCUCAAGGGCCCGAGGUUUGUGGCCUUUCUCCUCUCCUGGACCGGAGACUCCUGGAAACACCGAACAGAGCUUAGCACGGAUCCACAAGGCAACUCCUUUCAUUUUUACCCGCAGAGGCUCGAUGUAUUUUGAUGAGGACGGAGACUUGGCACAUGAAUUCUACGAGGAGACGAUUGUAACAAAGAACGGACGUAAACGCGCGAAGCUGAAACGUAUACAGAAGAAUUUAAGACCCCAGGGCACAGUUAAAUUAGACCAUCCGUGCAUCCAUGUGGACUUCCCUGUCGUUCUGUGUGAAGUCUGACACUGGCUAUAAAUCCCUGCCUGCCACACCGUGCCCUCUUGUAUGAUUCUCUGUGACCCUCACUGUGCUCCUGACACAUGGAGCGGGAGGAGAGCGAUGUGGGGGACACAAGGACAGUUCCCUUAAGACUUAAGCAGUGUCUAUAUAGAGACGUUGCUAGAAAAGGAUGUGGGGCCAGAAGAAUAUACUGGCCUUUGCUGCUGUCAUGGCUCUUUCCUCCUCCUCGCGGGAUCACUACUGGGACGCAGUUAUGUGCAGCUGCUCAAUAAAUUAUUAGAACUAGUAUGAGUUGAUUUAAUGAAAGGUUUGCUAGAGCAGUAUCACUUUAGCAUACAUUCUUCUCCACCUGAUUAAGCAAUGUCAUUUCCCAUGAAAAAGUACUCGCCACUCCUCCCGGAACAGUGCCCUCCAGAGCCUGUGUCCCUAUCAUGAAGAGUGUGUACCUGCAGCACUGGAUAAAUACCUUUAUGACCUAAUUCAUAAAUAUUAUUUUAGUUAGCAUUGUAUGGUACCCGUGCCAGCAUCCCAAAUAAAGAUAUUGUUCGGAUCCCGGACCUUAUCGCGCUUUCCAACACGGUGGUGAAAUGUGAAUGGUAGUAAGAUUAUUAAGUAGCCAGCGUACUCUGCACUAUAAAGGGAUAUUCACCAAUGUAAAUGUAUGUGAUGGAAAGUGUUUCUGGCAGUACGUGGGGAAUCACUGUUGUAUGUGGGGCGAGGGCAAUGCACCGAGAUCUCCAAUAUGUUAUGUGUAAUAUUGCCCUGUGCCAGAGCUUCUUCCCAUCUAUGUUUAUUUAUUACAUGUAUGUUUUAGUUGUGUGCUCUUAUAUACACGAGCUGUGAAACGCGCCCUGUGUGGUCGACGCGACGGCGCUGCUUCCCUGCUCUGUCAAACUGAUUAGUACUCUAACCCUGUUGCUUCUGAGAAGGGUAGGGCAGGGAUGAGCGAAGAGCACGGCGAGAAUGAGCUUCAAUAAAACUCAUAUUUGUAA